This is a messenger RNA of Pelecanus crispus (Dalmatian pelican), 580 nucleotides long. Lineage: Eukaryota; Metazoa; Chordata; Aves; Pelecaniformes; Pelecanidae. The record is from RefSeq and is a predicted model, not a curated record.
GUGCAGAUUAUUAAUAAGAAGCUGGACUUUAGCAGCGUUCAAUCCAAGUGUGGCUCAAAGGAUAAUAUCAAACACAUCCCGGGAGGAGGCAGUGUUCAAAUUGUUUACAAGCCAGUUGACCUGAGCCAUGUGACAUCCAAAUGUGGUUCCCUGGGCAACAUCCAUCACAAACCAGGUGGUGGCCAAGUGGAGGUGAAAUCUGAGAAACUGGACUUCAAAGAUAAGGUGCAAUCGAAAAUUGGGUCCUUAGAUAACAUCAGCCAUGUCCCUGGAGGAGGAAAUAAAAAGAUUGAGACUCAUAAGCUGACUUUCCGUGAGAACGCCAAAGCCAAGACUGACCACGGCGCCGAAAUUGUCUACAAGUCCCCCACCAUCUCCGGAGAUGCCUCCCCACGCCGCCUUAGCAAUGUCUCCUCCACCGGCAGCAUCAAUAUGGUGGACUCCCCCCAGCUCGCCACGUUAGCCGACGAAGUGUCUGCUUCGCUGGCCAAGCAGGGCUUGUGAUCGGGGCAUGGCGAGCGAAGAUGAGAGAAGACAAGGGGAAAAAAAAAAAAAAAAAGAAAGAAAAAUAAUAAUCUGG